Molecule: messenger RNA, 1289 nt
Organism: Haemorhous mexicanus (house finch)
Lineage: Eukaryota; Metazoa; Chordata; Aves; Passeriformes; Fringillidae
Gene: TMED4
Product: transmembrane p24 trafficking protein 4
Exons: 5
Coding region: 189-1007 (272 amino acids)
Biological process (GO): Golgi organization; intracellular protein transport; positive regulation of canonical NF-kappaB signal transduction
Cellular component (GO): endoplasmic reticulum-Golgi intermediate compartment; COPII-coated ER to Golgi transport vesicle; endoplasmic reticulum
Source: RefSeq, a predicted model, not a curated record
ACACGCCGCGGGGACACCGAGACCCCCGUGGCAGCUGUGGUGGGACUCGAACUCGCAAUCUCAGCAGCGAAAGAGCGGCGCCCUCCCCGCUGCGCCACCGCGGCGGCGAGCGCGCAUGCGCGCUGCGGGAACUGCGGGAAGAGCGCAGGGGCGGCGUGGGGAGCGCUGAGUGGACGCGGGAAUCGCGCAUGCGUAGAGUGAGGCGCGAAGCCGCGAGGCGCUGGCAGAGCGCUGAGGGCAACACUGCGCCUGCGCUGAGGGCGCGGCGCGUGCGCGCUGAGCCGAGUGAGGCGCUCGUGCAUGCGCAGAGCGCCCCCGGCAGGAGGGCAGGAGGGACCAUGGCGGCGCCGUGGGAAGCGCUGAGGGCGGCGAUGGCUGCGGUGCUGCUGCUGGGCUGGGGGGCGCACGGGCUCUACUUCCACAUCGGAGAAACCGAGAAGCGCUGCUUCAUCGAGGAGAUCCCCGACGAGACCAUGGUCAUCGGCAAUUACCGGACGCAGCUGUGGGACAAGCAGUCCGAGUCCUUCCUGCCCUCCACCCCCGGGCUGGGCAUGCACGUGGAGGUCAAGGACCCCGACGGAAAGGUGGUGCUGUCGCGGCAGUACGGCUCCGAGGGGCGCUUCACGUUCACGUCGCACACGCCGGGCGAGCACCAGAUCUGUCUGCACUCCAACUCCACCCGCAUGGCGCUGUUCGCCGGGGGCAAGCUGCGGGUGCACCUGGACAUCCAGGUGGGCGAGCACACCAACAACUACCCCGAGAUCGCUGCCAAGGACAAGCUGACGGAGCUGCAGCUCCGCGCGCGCCAGCUGCUCGACCAGGUGGAGCAGAUCCAGAAGGAGCAGAACUACCAGAGGUACCGGGAGGAGCGGUUCCGCAUGACCAGCGAGAGCACCAACCAGCGCGUGCUCUGGUGGUCCAUCGCCCAGACCGUCAUCCUCAUCCUCACCGGCCUCUGGCAGAUGCGGCACCUCAAGAGCUUCUUCGAGGCCAAGAAACUGGUCUAGCCCCCCAAAACCCCCUCGGGGGGCACCCCAAAACCCACCCUCACCCCAGGGGGCUCCCCAAAACCCACCCCUACCCCAAAACACACCCCAAAACCCACCCCAAUCCUGGGGUGCUGGGGAGGGAUCCUGGCUCCCUUCUGGGACCCCAGACCCAUCCCACCCACCCUGGGGUGCUCCCUGCGGAUUUUGGGGUGCCCUGCCUGCCAUGGCAGGAGCAGAGAGGCACCACCUCCCAAGGUGGCUUUUUGGGGGGGCAAAUAAAGGGUUUUUUUGUUCCACCAA